Dibothriocephalus latus is the source of this 1029-nucleotide messenger RNA. Lineage: Eukaryota; Metazoa; Platyhelminthes; Cestoda; Diphyllobothriidea; Diphyllobothriidae. The record is from the annotation of a GenBank genome assembly.
AUGAAAUGUGAAAACUUGGCUGCAGCGAUCUCCAAAAUACCAAACUUUUCCACCAACUUCACACUUUCUUGCGUCCUCGGCCUGAGCGAAUUCGAUUGUAUGAAGUUGAUCAGUACAAACAAGGCUGAUCUCAUAACCUUGGACGUUGGUCUGGGUGAUAUAGCCAGUCGAAACUACGGCAUGCGACCCCUUGCCGUAGAGAAUUAUGACAAGACAAACCCUCAGGGUGAUCUCUACUAUUAUGCCAACAUUAUUGUUCCGGUUGGGGAAGCCAUUAGCCCCUAUGAUCUUCGGCGCAAGGAGAUUUGUUUUGCAGGUGCCGGAACAGCUGAGGGCUGGGUUCUGCCUCUGAGCAUACUAAUUGGAGAUCUGAAUGCCAUAAAUAUCACUCAAUGCAACAGUGUUGUUCAGAACUUGAUACGAUUCUUGGGCGACUCCUGUGCGCCAAAUGCUCUCCAAAGUGCUUUCAACCCCUUUGGCGACAACACACAGGAGAUUUGUAAACUGUGCUUUAAUGAGGGCACGCAAGAAUUUUGUACAUCACGAGACAAAUAUGCGGGGAACCAAGGUGCCCUUCGAUGCCUAAACGAACAUCGCAGUAAUCUCGAGGCAACAAAUCGACCAUCAGCUGCUAUUGUUAGGGCCAGGGAAAUCGACUUAGCCAUAAACGACGGCUUUCCGGCUAGCCAGUAUCAACUGCUAUGCCCAACCAAGCAAAUGGGCGGAACCUGGACUGCCCCUCUUACAGACUGGAAAACCUGCAACUGGGGUCGCAUCCCAGCUCGCAUUGUCAUGACAUCCGCUCAACGUCUCGACCACCAGCCACUGAAGGAUUUCCUCCAGCAGCUCGUCUUCCAUUUUGUCACCAACCCAACUGGCCCUAUGUUCAACCUCUUCGAGUCAAGACAGUACGUUGUGCCGGGACAGAACUGGGUGCAGCACAAUCUCAUGUUCUCGGACUUCACGCAAACUCUAUACUUCCCACCGGACAGCCAAAUUACUACCUUCUACCAGUGGAUAGGUGAGUAA